Molecule: messenger RNA, 1354 nt
Organism: Myotis daubentonii (Daubenton's bat)
Lineage: Eukaryota; Metazoa; Chordata; Mammalia; Chiroptera; Vespertilionidae
Product: ribose-phosphate pyrophosphokinase 1-like
Exons: 1
Coding region: 1-957 (318 amino acids)
Source: RefSeq, a predicted model, not a curated record
AUGCCGAAUAUCAAACUCUUCAGCGGCAGCUCCAACCUGGACUUGUCCCAGAAAAUUGCAGACCGCCUGGGCCUGGAGCUAUCCAAGGUGCUGACUACGAAAUUCAGCAACCAGGAGACCUGUGUAGAAAUUGGCGAAAGUGUCCGGGGAGAGGAUGUCUACAUCCUUCAGAGCGGCUGUGGUGAAAUUAACGACAACCUGAUGGAGCUUUUGAUCAUGAUUAAUGCCUGUAAGAUUGCUUCCGCCAGCCGGGUCACUGCAGUCAUCCCAUGCUUCCCGUAUGCCCGGCAGGAUAAGAAGGAUAAGAGCCGGGCUCCCAUCUCAGCCAAGCUCGUUGCAAACAUGCUCUCCGUCGCAGGGGCCGACCAUAUUAUCACCAUGGACCUUCAUGCUUCUCAAAUCCAGGGCUUUUUCGAUAUCCCUGUGGACAAUCUGUACGCAGAACCAGCUGUCCUCAAGUGGAUACGGGAGAAUAUCUCUGAGUGGAGGGACUGCACCAUUGUCUCACCGGAUGCGGGGGGAGCUAAGAGAGUGACCUCCAUCGCAGACCAGUUGAAUGUUGACUUUGCCUUGAUUCACAAAGAACGGAAGAAGGCCAAUGAAGUGGACCGCAUGGUGCUGGUAGGGGACGUGAAGGACCGGGUGGCCAUUCUAGUGGAUGACAUGGCUGACACUUGCGGCACAGUCUGCCAUGCAGCCGACAAACUUCUUGCAGCUGGAGCCACCAGAAUUUAUGCUAUCUUGACUCAUGGGAUCUUUUCUGGCCCGGCCAUUUUUCGCAUUAACAAUGCAUGCUUCGAAGCAGUAGUGGUCACCAAUACCAUCCCUCAGGAGGAUAAGAUGAGGCAUUGUCCCAAAAUACAGGUGAUCGACAUCUCCAUAAUCCUAGCAGAAGCCAUCAGGAGAAUUCACAAUGGGGAAUCUGUUUCCUACCUGUUCAGCCAUGUCCCUUUAUAACAGAACACCUCCUGAGGCUUUCGAAAAAUAAAGCGAACCCCUCCCCUUGUUUUCCCUUGGUGUUGGAUGAAAAAGUCAGCAGAAGCCCCAGCUUGCUCCAGUAGCUUUCUACAGCCCAUGCCAGGUAUAUUAACGUUUCUCCAAAAUUAGGGAAAGACAGAUUGAGAUGAACUGCUUGGGUUUCUUACCUGCAUUGUCUCAUUCCAGCUUCUUUGAUUUUGUGGGCCUUGCAGCUUUAAAUAGAGUUCAGCUUCUGCAAGAUUUCAGACUCUGAAGGGUAUUGUGUGUGUGGGUGUUUGAAUGGGGUUAGGGAAGCUCAGACUACUUGUCACGUGAAUGCUUCUGGGAUUGCUAGGUUCAGAACUACUAACAACAGAGCCAACCAAAAAAUAGAACA